Nerophis ophidion (straightnose pipefish) is the source of this 2387-nucleotide messenger RNA. RefSeq names its product WT1 interacting protein (gene wtip). The transcript has 8 exons. Gene Ontology annotation, cellular component: nucleus; adherens junction; P-body. The record is from RefSeq and is a predicted model, not a curated record. Gene Ontology annotation, molecular function: transcription corepressor activity. Gene Ontology annotation, biological process: positive regulation of miRNA-mediated gene silencing; negative regulation of hippo signaling; regulation of DNA-templated transcription. The coding region runs from base 48 to 1988 and encodes 646 amino acids. NCBI's taxonomy places the organism in Eukaryota, Metazoa, Chordata, Actinopteri, Syngnathiformes, Syngnathidae.
UAGCUCGCAACUUGUUUCCGGACUACAAAAAAAAAAAAAAAAAAAACAUGGACGACUACCAGCAAGAUGUGGCUCUCCGGGCCAGCCAAAUGAUGGACGAGCUCUCGCUCUACGACGCAAUGUACGCCGCCCGGAGGGACGCGGUCAUCGGCCGCGAUUUGGACUUCUCGCCGCCGGCGGGGGAGUGCGGCCGGGGCGCGAUGAACGGCGCCGCGGUGCUCCGGCAGCAACACCACACCGUGGAGAACUUCACCACCGGGAAUAAAGUCUACACCGCGGCUCCGGUGCGCCCGGUCAAGUGCGGCAGGACCGUGCCGGUGGACUUCUGCACCCCGCAGAGGGACGCGGGCUACGGCGAGGCGGAGGGCUGCUGCAAGUCCGAGGUGGCGCUCCCGUGCUACACCGGCGCCUCGGAGCGCCAGCGGAGGUACUCGCUGGAGGUGCACCGGUACAGCACCGGCUCCGCCUUCGACGCCCUCCACAAGCCGGUGCCUCUGCCCGGCAACAGGUGCAACAGCGUCUGCAUGGACGGGAGGCACGGCGCCUCCAGCCUGGCGUCCCAGGAGCCCAGCAAGCACGCCAGCCCCAGGUCGAGCAUCAGCCAGGACCGCUACACCGGCCUGGUCCACUGCGAGGGCACCGGCGUGCUGAGCCCCAGGUCCAGCUACGCCAGCACGGCCAGCGACACCAGCAAGCACUCCUGCAGCCCCAGGACCAGCCUCAACAGCUGCGACUGCUGCAGCAAGCCCAGCAGCAACCGGACCAGCGGCAUCAGCAUGGGCUACGACCAGAGGCACGCCAGUCCCAGGUCCAGCACGGCCAGCCAGUACUCCUUCACCACCAGCCCCAGGUCCAGCUACUCGGACUCCCGCUACGGGCCGGCGGCCAGGGAUGACUUUGCCCCGCUCAUGGUCAGCCCCAGGUCCAGCUUCUGCAGCCAGGACGGGAGACCCGGGGCCGGCGCCAACUGCGUGCUCAGCCCGCGCUCCAGCAUCUCCAGCCACAGCUCCAGAAGCUCCCGCAGCUCCAGGGGGUCUAUGAGCGCCUACCCGGACCUGCAGCUGCCCUCGCCCAGGGCCUCCAUGCUGGCGGGACCCGACGACCACCUCAUGCAGGAACUCGGGGACUCCAACGGGAUACACGCUCGCCUCCAUCUCCAGGAGAACGCGCUGGAAAUGGCCCCCGGUUCCUCGUUCUCCAAGUCGGCCUCGGCGGGGCAGAGGUUCAAGCUGCCCUACCAGGUGACCCCCAGCCGGGAGAGUGCGCCGAGCCAGGCGGAGAGGCGGCUGGAGGCGCUCACCUUGGAGCUGGAAAAGGAGCUGGAGAUGCACAUGAAGAAGGAAUACUUUGGUAUCUGCGUCAAAUGCGGCAAAGGCGUGUAUGGAGCGAGCCAGGCCUGCCAGGCCAUGGGGAACUUGUAUCACACCAACUGCUUCACCUGCUGCUCCUGUGGGAGGAGACUGCGAGGGAAAGCUUUCUACAACGUCAACGGCAAAGUCUACUGCGAGGAGGACUUUCUGUACUCUGGGUUCCAGCAGACGGCCGACAAGUGCUUCGUGUGCGGCCACCUCAUCAUGGAGAUGAUCCUCCAGGCGCUGGGCAAGUCCUACCAUCCAGGCUGCUUCCGCUGCGUGGUGUGUAAGGAGGGUCUCGACGGCGUCCCCUUCACCGUGGACGUGGAGAACAACAUCUACUGCGUCAAAGACUACCACACGGUUUUUGCUCCCAAAUGUUCCUCCUGCAACCAGCCUAUUCUUCCAGCUCAGGGCUCUGAGGAGACGAUUCGAGUGGUCUCAAUGGACAAGGACUACCAUGUGGAGUGUUACCACUGCGAGGACUGUGGCCUCCAGCUAAAUGACGAGGAGGGCCACCGCUGUUACCCUCUGGACGCCCACCUGCUGUGCCACGGCUGCCACAUCCACCGGCUGCAGCCCCAGGCCCCCUCGCAGUCUCCCCCCAGCUACCCUCUCCACGUCACUGAGCUGUGAGAGGAAAAAAGGGGCACAAAAAAAAAAACUGGGUCCAGGAACCCCCACAUCCGCUCCUCCUCUCUAGGUGUCCCUUGGCGCCAACCUGCAGAGUGGUGCCCGCGGGGCGGCGGACCACACAUGCCAGGUCCCCCCGCCCCUGUCAUGCCUCCUGAACGUUGCGUGGAGCCACGCACUCUGUGCUCCUCAAGGGCCGCCCACCCCAGGGGGUCGUCACUGGCCCAGUACGGCCGUGCUGUGCCUUCAGAGCGGGUUCUCCGUGCGGCCGCUAACACUGACCCAAGCUAACGGCGAUGUUAGCAGCCCACCCUUUAACAGACAUUCCAUGGAGAAGACCUGCAGAGAUUCAUGUCUAUGUCAGAAAUGUUAGGGGCAAAUAGAAUGCCUUAUAUAUGUAUG